CCCCUGGGAAAGUACAUAUCUGGGAGGCGCUCCCUGCCCGCUGCUCGCACUCCGUCGCCGCCCCGGCCCGCACCGCCCGGCCCCGCCGCCCGCCGGCAGCUCCGCGGGGCCGCGUCUGGCACUGCUCGGCUCCCACCCGUCCCGGUGCUGCUCCAGCUUUCCUUUCGGGUUCACUUCGUGCGGGGACGCGCCCUAGCCCACCGCCACCAUGGAUGCCAUCAAGAAGAAGAUGCAGAUGCUUAAACUGGACAAGGAGAAUGCCUUGGACAGAGCCGAGCAAGCCGAAGCGGACAAGAAGGCAGCAGAGGAGAGGAGCAAGCAGUUAGAGGAUGACAUUGUGCAAUUGGAAAAGCAAUUGCAUGUGACGGAGGAUACGAGGGACCAAGUGCUGGAAGAGCUACACAAGUCUGAGGAUAGCCUCCUCUCCGCAGAGGAGAAUGCUGCCAAGCUGGAGGACGAGCUGGUGGCUCUGCAAAAGAAGUUGAAGGGCACUGAGGAUGAGCUCGACAAAUACUCCGAGUCCCUUAAAGAUGCACAGGAAAAGUUGGAACUGGCUGACAAAAAGGCCACAGAUGCUGAGAGCGAAGUAGCUUCUCUGAACAGACGCAUCCAGCUGGUUGAGGAAGAGUUGGAUCGCGCUCAGGAGCGCUUGGCUACUGCCCUGCAGAAGCUUGAGGAGGCUGAGAAGGCUGCAGAUGAGAGUGAAAGAGGAAUGAAAGUUAUUGAAAAUAGAGCCCAGAAGGAUGAAGAGAAGAUGGAAAUCCAAGAGAUCCAGCUUAAAGAAGCUAAGCACAUUGCUGAAGAGGCCGACCGCAAGUAUGAAGAGGUAGCUCGUAAGCUUGUGAUCAUUGAGAGUGACCUGGAGCGAGCUGAGGAACGUGCUGAACUAUCAGAAAGCAAAUGUGCUGAGCUUGAAGAGGAGUUGAAAACUGUGACCAACAACCUGAAGUCGCUGGAGGCUCAGGCUGAGAAGUACUCACAGAAAGAAGACAAAUAUGAGGAGGAGAUCAAAGUCCUGACUGACAAACUGAAGGAGGCUGAGACCCGUGCUGAAUUUGCUGAGAGGUCAGUAACCAAGCUGGAGAAGAGCAUUGAUGACCUAGAAGAGAAAGUGGCGCAUGCCAAAGAAGAAAACCUUAAUAUGCAUCAGAUGCUGGAUCAAACUUUACUGGAGUUAAACAACAUGUGAAAACCUUCUUAGCAGCAACCACAUUAUUUGUUAUAUUAUUUUUACACCUGCUUGCCGCGAAGCCCCAUAAACAUGUCGUUAUUUUAGUUUCACCACAGUCACAAGAACAUCAGCUAAAUUAUCAGGCAGGGGUCAGGGAAACACCAAAAUGGGCAAGCCAUAUGCAGGUUAAGCUAAUACAUUACGGUUUAAAUGUGCCAUUUCCCAAGAAAAUGUUACCUACACUUUGUAGAGAGUUCAGUAAUUUGAUGUGCUUAGUCUUUUGAAGGACCCUGGCUGUCUGAAAGUGUCCCACCUCAAGUGCCACCACAACUUUUAACAAGAAUGAUGAUACAUAUUCAAAAGAGAUUAAGUGGAAAUGGUGCUAUUUUCAACAAAAGGUUUUACUAAAGUCUUUUGUGUGAUACCAGAUAAGUCAGGAGUAGUCAAGCAUAGUAAUUUAUUUUUAUCAGAAUUUUACUAAUCUGUGAGGAUUUGGACGUUCUGUGCCUUCUAAUUCAAUAAAACAAAGGUUAUGCAAGCAGCAGCAAAAAGCAAAGGCUUGUGAAGGUUUUAAAUUGUGUACUUCUGACUCAUUACAGAAGUGUAGGUCAACAUUUCACCUUGAGUAUUCGUUCAAUUGUAUUUUUCAUGUUGAAAUGAAAGAUUCAAUAAAUUCAGGAGAAAACUAAUUUGGAAGAGAUUGUUUUAAAAUGUAUUUUAUUUGUGUGGAGCUUGGGGAGGGGGUGGAAUUUAUAAAUCGAUAUUCGCCUCACUUUAUUUUUCACACUUUCUUUUGAGCAGUUUUAAAAGUAUACCUGUAUGUAAACAUUGUAUAAUGAUAUGGAAUAAAAUGCACAUUUUAGGACAUUUUUUAAAUUUUACUCUACUGUGAUUUGUUUUUCAUCAUAUUAGUUACCUGUCUGUGUAUUGCUGUGUAAAAUAUGCACAAGUGUGCUGGGUGUCAUUGAGAUGCAUCAUUACCACAUUGGCUUUCGGUUUCUCCUUUGCUAUCAGGUUAAUGUAUAAAAGUAUAAAAACACAAACAAAUGCAGUGGUUUGGACUUGCAUGGACUUGCAGCUGCUUAAAAGGGCCAUUUGAGAACUGUACUGCAGGAAUCUAUCCCUGUCACCUGAUUGUACUCCCAGAUGGGUGCAGACAGCAACCACCACUCAAGGGACGACAAGAAUUUCAAAAAUUACUACUUGUUGAUCAAAACUGUUUUCAGUAGAAGCACUGUGUGACAUCAUUGGCUUCUGUUGGAAAGUGAGCCCUAACAGCUGUGUUCUUCGAAAUGCUACCCUGUACUUGUUCAUCUUAAUUGUUAAUAUGUAUUAAUUUACUUUGACAAUGGUGAUAAACUUUUCAAAAUGA
Messenger RNA from Anas platyrhynchos (mallard), 2543 nucleotides. NCBI's taxonomy places the organism in Eukaryota, Metazoa, Chordata, Aves, Anseriformes, Anatidae. The record is from RefSeq and is a predicted model, not a curated record.